AUGGACGGUAAGUUCUGUUUUUCGUUUUUACUCAUUAGCAAAUGUGUGUCUUUGUCAUCUAUGCUCAUCUGUGAAUGUGUGCCUUUUUUCUCUGUGUUUCUCUGUGACUGUGUGUUUUCUCCUUCAGGCGUUGAGUUUCCCAGGUUCUCUCUGUUGGCCUGGAGUGAUAGAGCCAAGAACCCCUCUCUGAUCAAUAAGAUGGUGGUGUGGGGCUCCAACGCAUAUGUCUCACCCCAAGACAAACAUCUACAGUGGUGAGGUCUUGUUAUUUGUGUGUGUGACUGGAUGAGGCAGCUCUGCAUGUGUGUGUGUUUGUGUGUUACAGCCUGUAUGUAUGUGUGUGUGUAUGUGUGUCCUCAGCGAUCCAUGAUGUGUCUCAGUGGAGUGAGAGGAUGAGGAGGCCCAUGGAGGAGGUAUAUGCGGCAGAGCUCUUCAUUAAGACCUGGGAAGGAUGGGUGGACGGGAAUGGACAGUUCGCCCAGAGACCAGAAGGUAAGAGCAACAACAUCGUUGCAUCAAAGAUUCCAAUUUUCCAGUUCCAAUUGUCAGUUCCUGUGUUAGGGAGUAUCUGUAUGGAUCUGUGAGAAAGACCCAAAGGUAGGAUUUUACAGUGAGGAGGCAAUAAUGCAGAACUGAUUAUUCUUGCCAAGAUUUAGGCUUUUAUUAGCAAACUGACUACAUUAUUUCUAUGUCAAUGUAUGAAAAGACAUACUGGCUGUACAUUAUUUCUAUGUCAAUGUUUAACUACAACCACUAAUGGUACAACCUCUACUACAACUUCUUCUGCUGUGUCCAGGUUGCACCUGAUGCCGGAAGGACAAUACAACCUGCACCUGAGGUUUGCUGUUGGAAGACUUCCUGAGCAAGUGAUGGACAUACUGUCUGCGUCCCAAAUGGUACUGUAUUCCUAUUGACUAUGGCCCAUAGGGUUCUGUUCAAAAGAAGUGCCGUAUGUAAUAAUAAUAAUUUGGUGUGUACUUAUAUUUUCUCUGUUUCACACAUGUACAAGUCUGCAUUAUACGCAUGUGUGAAAUGGAAAUGUGUUUUUUGCAUAUCCCAACUCCCCCUGAGACACCCUCAGAGAGUGUGGUCGCGGCCAGACAUUAUCAACAGCGACCCUGGAGCAAUUAGGGUUAAGUGCCUUGCUCAAGGGCACAUCGACAGAUUUUUCACCUUGUCGGCUCAGUGAUUCAAAAUAGCGACCUUUUGGUUACUGCCCCAACACUCUAGGCUACCUGUAGGGUUUAGGGUGCCAUUUCGGAUACACAAAUAAUGCGCCCACAUGAGACGAAAAGCUUUCAGGCCUGGGUCUGUGCUCUGUGUUCCAAGAGUCAUCAAGAGUGGACAACAUUGAAGGACCACUACAGCAAGCGACACUCAAUCCGAGUCUGUUCCAUUAAUUAACAGACUAUUAUCAGUUAAUUACUGGUAUAUGAGCCAAAAUCAAUACCCAUCCACAUGAGUAUUGCAAAUGUUAUGAAUAUAUUCAUUGUGUAAUUUAAAAGCUUUUGUGUAUUACAUUUUGCAUCAUUUGUAUCGUUGUGUAUGGCUUCUGUGUGUCCAGUCCUCUGUUUUGUGUGUGGCAUGUUAUGGAAAUGUUGCAUUUGCACUAACUGUUAUGCCAUAUAAAACAAAGCAAAAGAAAAGAGUAUAAAAAUGAGUCAUUCAAUAACAAUUUUAAUCAGACAUUGUUGUCAUUAUUAAGUACAGUGGGGGAAAAAAGUAUUUAGUCAGCCACCAAUUGUGCAAGAUGAGAGAGGCCUGUAAUUUUCAUCAUAGGUACAAGUCAACUAUGACAGACAAAUUGAGAAAUAAAAAUCCAGAAAAUCACAUUGUAGGAUUUUUUAUGAAUUUAUUUGCAAAUUAUGGUGGAAAAUAAGUAUUUGGUCACCUACAAACAAGCAAGAUUUCUGGCUCUCACAGACCUGUAACUUCUUCUUUAAGAGGCUCCUCUGUCCUCCACUCGUUACCUGUAUUAAUGGCACCUGUUUGAACUUGUUAUCAGUAUAAAAGACACCUGUCCACAACCUCAAACAGUCACACUCCAAACUCCACUAUGGCCAAGACCAAAGAGCUGUCAAAGGACACCAGAAACAAAAUUGUAGACCUGCACCAGGCUGGGAAGACUGAAUCUGCAAUAGGUAGGCAGCUUGGUUUGAAGAAAUCAACUGUGGGAGCAAUUAUUAGGAAAUGGAAGACAUACAAGACCACUGAUAAUCUCCCUCGAUCUGGGGCUCCACGCAAGAUCUCACCCCGUGGAUUCAAAAUGAUCACAAGAACGGUGAGCAAAAAUCCCAGAACCACACGGGGGGACCUAGUGAAUGACCUGCAGAGAGCUGGGACCAAAGUAACAAAGCCUACCAUCAGUAACACACUACGCCGCCAGGGACUCAAAUCCUGCAGUGCCAGACGUGUCCCCCUGCUUAAGCCAGUACAUGUCCAGGCCCGUCUGAAGUUUGCUAGAGUGCAUUUGGAUGAUCCAGAAGAGGAUUGGGAGAAUGUCAUAUGGUCAGAUGAAACCAAAAUAUAACUUUUUGGUAAAAACUCAACUCGUCGUGUUUGGAGGACAAAGAAUGCUGAGUUGCAUCCAAAGAACACCAUACCUACUGUGAAGCAUGGGGGUGGAAACAUCAUGCUUUGGGGCUGUUUUUCUGCAAAGGGACCAGGACGACUGAUCCAUGUAAAGGAAAGAAUGAAUGGGGCCAUGUAUCGUGAUAUUUUGAGUGAAAACCUCCUUCCAUCAGCAAGGGCAUUGAAGAUGAAACGUGGCUGGGUCUUUCAGCAUGACAAUGAUCCCAAACACACCGCCCGGGCAACGAAGGAGUGGCUUCGUAAGAAGCAUUUCAAGGUCCUGGAGUGGCCUAGCCAGUCUCCAGAUCUCAACCCCAUAGAAAAUCUUUGGAGGGAGUUGAAAGUCUGUGUUGCCCAGCGACAGCCCCAAAACAUCACUGCUCUAGAGGAGAUCUGCAUGGAGGAAUGGGCCAAAAUACCAGCAACAGUGUGUGAAAACCUUGUGAAGACUUACAGAAAAUGUUUGACCUGUGUCAUUGCCAACAAAGGGUAUAUAACAAAGUAUUGAGAAAUGUUUGUUAUUGACCAAAUGCUUAUUUUCCACUAUAAUUUGCAAAUAAAUUCAUUAAAAAUCCUACAAUGUGAUUUUCUGGAGAAAAAAAUGCUCAUUUUGUCUGUCAUAGUUGACGUGUACCUAUGAUGAAAAUUACAGGCCUCUCUCAUCUUUUUAAGUGGGAGAACUUGCACAAUUGGUGGCUGACUAAAUACUUUUUCCCCCCACUGUAAACAAUGAGUUUUCAUUUUUUUUAAAUGUAUGUUCUCCUACAGGCACAGCAGUGUUAGUUACAAUGAGCCUUUCCAUCUUUGGACGGACACAUUUUACAUCAGAACAAAAGCACUACUACAUGCUCUCCCUCUUGUGAAUAUUAUUGUUUAUUGAUCACAAACUUGAUCCCAAAUGUAGAAGAAGCCUCCGUAGACGAUAGUUCUCCUCCUUUGAACUGGAGAUCUCUUCCAGGUACUCUGCUAUCAUCUUUUCCACUAUCCUGAAUAUAUCAACUGCCGCUGAUUUUAAUCGCUCGGUGAUAAACACAUUCAAAAGCUCUAAUUUGGACAUUAAACCUAAGAUUAACCCUAAAGAUACUCGUCAACUUCUAACCAUGUUUAGCAUUUUCUGGUUUCCACUAGUUACCACAGCCACAAAGCCAAAAUGGGCUAUAGUUUGAAAAAAAAUUUAUGAAAACAAAAAUGUGCUUUUUGGUCUUAAUUUAAGGUUAGGGUUAGGUAUAAGGUUGGCAGUGUGGUUAAGGUUAGGGUUAGGCUUAAAAUCACAUUUUAAGAAGAUAAAUUGUAGAAAUAGGCAGGGUUUAUUACUUUGGCUGUGGUAACUAGUGACAAGCACAUUUUCCUGGCCGAACUUGCAAAGUUCAAACUUCCGGGUUCAAAAAGACGUUGACACUUUGACCCAAUGAAAAUCAAGCAAAGGCGGGAGGAAUACACUGCUAGCCAAUCAUGAAGUUCAAACUCGCAUAGUGAGAGGAUUUGUUUUGCCCGGGCGUGUUUUGCACCAGCUGAAUGUGGAUUUUAUUCUAUUUGUAACCCGGCUGCCUCCCAGACAUUAGCCAGGUGCCUGGUCAAAGCCCACGGCGAAGUCGGCUCAAAACAACAGCACGUGGAGUAAUGAUUAGGAUUCUGUGUUUUCACAUGCAAAAGUGAUUUUUUUAUAAAAAUGUGUUAGCCUAUCUGCAUUCCCAACCGUAAAUAGUCUCAGAGGCCCCUAUUUACACUGACCAGCCUGGGAGGGAUCUUUAUUAUAGACCAGCCUCUGAUACCCUAUUUACACGGACCAGCCUGGGAGGAAACAUUAUUAUAGACCAGCAUCUGAGGCUGCUAUUUACACUGACUAUCCUGGGAGAAACCUUUAUUACAGACCAGCCUCCAAGGCCUCUAUUUACACUGACCAGCCUGGCAGAAAGCUUUAUAGACCAGCCUCCAAGGCCCCCCAGCCUGGGAGGAAGCUUUAUUUUAGACCAGCCUCCGAAGCCACUAUUUACAUUGACCAGCCUGCAAGGAAGCUUUAUUAUCCCUAUUUACACUGACCAGCUUGGCACUGAAGCUUUAUUAUAGACCAGCCUCCGAGGCUGCUAUUUACACUAACCAGCCUGCAAGGAACCGUUAUUAUCCCUAUUUACACUGACCAUCCUGCAACAAAUCUUUAUUAUAGAUCAGCCUGGGAGAAACCUUUAUUAUAGACCAGUCUCUGAGGCCCCUAUUUACACUGACCAGCCUAGCAGGAAGCUUUAUAGACCAGUCUCUGAGGCCCUUAAUUACACUGACCAGCCUGGGAGGGAUCUUUAUUAUAGACCAGCAUCUGAGGCUGCUAUUUACACUGACCAUCUUGGGAGAAACCUUUAUUAUAUACCAGCCUCUGAGGCCCCUAUUUACAUUGACCAACCUGCAAGGAAGCUUUAUUAUCCCUGUUUACACUGACCAUCCUGCAAGGAACCUUUAUUAUAGACCAGCCUGGGAGGAACCUUUAUUAUAGACCAGGCUCUGAGGCCCCUAUUUACACUGACCAGCCUAGCAGGAAGCUUUAUCGACCAGUCUCAGAGGCCCCUAUUUACACUGACCAGCCUGGGAGGGAUCUUUAUUAUAGACCAGCCUCUGAGACCCUAUUUACACGGACCAGCCUGGGAGGAAACAUUAUUAUAGACCAGCAUCUGAGGCUGCUAUUUACACUGACUAUCCUGGGAGAAACCUUUAUUAUAGACCAGCCUCAAAGGCCCCUAUUUGCACUGACCAGCCUGGGAGGAAGCUUUAUUCCAAAUCCCCUUAUUCCACAUUUUGUUGUGUUACAGCCUGAAUAAAAAAUUGAUUAAAUAUAUGUUUUUUUCUCACCCAUCAGUAGUUUUAGUUGAUCCAGUAGUGAGCGGCAAGGGUUCUUUCAAGGGUUCUUCUUUAUUUUUUACUAUUUUCUACAUUGUAUAAUAAUAGUGAAGACAUCAAAACUAUGAAAUAACACAUAUGGAAUCAUGUAGUAAACAAAAAAGUGUUAAACAAAUCAAAAUAUAUUUUAUAUUUGAGAUUCUUCAAAUAGCCACCCUUUGCCUUGAUGACAGCUUUGCACACUCUUGGCAUUCUCUCAACCAGCUUCACCUGGAAUGCUUUUCCAACUGUCUUGAAGGAGUUCUCACAUAUGCUUAGCACUUGUUGGCUGCUUUUCCUUCACUCUGCCGUCCGACUCAUCCCAAACCAUCUCAAUUGGGUUGAGGUCGGGUGAUUGUGGAGGCCAGGUCAUCUGAUGCAGCACUCCAUCACUGUCCUUCUUGGUAAAAUUGCCCUUACACAGCCUGGAGGUGUGUUGGGUCAUUGUCCUGUUGAAAAACAAAUCAUAGUCCCACUAAGCCCAAACCAGAUGGGAUGGCGUAUCGCUGUAGAACGCUGUAGUAGCCAUGCUGGUUAAGUGUGCCUUGAAUUCUAAAUAAAUCACAGACAGUGUCACCAGCAAAGCCCCCCACACCAUAACACCUCCUCCUCCAUGCUUUACGGUGGGAACUACACAUGCAGACAUAAUCCGUUCACCCACACCGCGUCUCACAAAGACACGGCAGUUGGAACCAAAAAUCUCAAAUUUGGACUCCAGACCAAAGAACACAUUUCCACCGGUCUAAUGUCCAUUGUUCGUGUUUCUUGGCCCAAGCAGGUCUCUUCUUCUUAUUGGUGUCCUUUAGUAGUGGUUUCUUUGCAGCAAUUCGACCAUGAAGGCCUGAUUCACACAGUCCCCUCUGAACAGUUGAUGUUGAUAUGUGUCUGUGACAUGAACUCUGAAGCAUUUAUUUGGGUUGCAAUUUCUGAGGCUGGUAACUCUAAUGAACUUAUCCUCUGCAGCAGAGGUAACUCUAGGUCUUCCAUUCCUGUGGUGGUCUUCAUGAGAGCCAGUUUCAUCAUAGCGCUUGAUGGUUCCAUAUGUGUUAUUUCAUAGUUUAAGAAAAACCCUUGAAUGAGUAGGUGUGUCCAAACUUUUGACUGGUAGUGUAGGUGUAGGGUUGGUUGGUGGUGCAAUUAUUAUAUAUUUUUCUUCCUUUUUAUUUUUGUAUCACAAAUGUAACGUGAUUGAACACGUAACAUUUUUUGUGCGGCAUGCACACAAAAAAAAGGUGUGAACACCAUGAUACCGAAGAAGAAGAAGAAGGGCUGCUGUACGAUUUGCAGUAGUCUGCACUGUGCCUUGCACUUGAGAGGUUGGAUUAGCAACAUCUGCACCCCUGCAAUUGCAGCAAAGUAUCUAAAGGUGUAUUCAUGGUGGACAUUUUGCGAGCAUAGAGAUAGCCAGACUAGUAAAUUGGGCUAAGGAACAGAAGGUUGGUAUUGGAGAAAGGCCAUCAGUGAGUGUUCUGCAAGCAGUACAGUGGGAGCGUGGUGAACGGAUGGACGUAGUUUUGGAAUGUGAGGAACAAGGAGAAGAGCCGCAGUGAGAGGAUGUACAGCGGCUUGUGAAAGUAUUCACCCCCUUGGCAUUUUUCCUAUUUUGUGGCCUUACAACCUGGAAUUUAAAUGGGUUUUUUGGGGGUUUGUAUAAUUAGAUUUACACAACAUGCCUACCACUUUGAAGAUGCAAAAUAUUUUGAAACUAAAAAGAAAUAAGACAAAAAAACAAAACUUGAGCGUGUAUAACUAUUCACCCCCCCAAAGUCAAUACUUUGUAGAGCCACCUUUUGCAGCAAUUACAGCUGCAAGUCUCUUGGGGUAUGUCUCUAUAAGCUUGGCACAUCUAGUCACUGGGAUUUUUGCCCAUUUAUUUAAGGCAAAACUGCUCCAGCUCCUUCAAGUUGGAUGGGUUCCGCUGGUGUACAGUAAUCUUUAAAUUAUACCAUAGAUUCUCAAUUGGAUUGAGGUCUGGGCUUUGACUAGGUCAUUCCAAGACAUUUAAAUGUUUCCCCUUAAACCACUCGAGUGUUGCUUUAGCAGUAUGCUUAGGUUCAUUGUCCUGCUGGAAAGUGAACCUCCGUCCCAGUCUCAAAUCUCUGGAAGACUGAAACAGGUUUCCCUCAAGAAUUUCCAUAUAUUUAGCGCCAUCCAUCAUUCCUUCAAUUCUGACCAGUUUCCCAGUCCCUGCCAAUGAAAACAUCCCCACAGCAUGAUGCUGCCACCACCAUGCUUCACUGUGGGGAUGGUGUUCCCGGGGUGAUGAGAGGUGUUGGGUUUGCGCCAGACAUAGCGUUUUCCUUGAUGGCCAAAAACCUCAAUUUUAGUCUCAUCUGACCAGAGUACCUUCUUCCAUGUGUUUGGGGAGUCUCCCACAUGCCUUUUGGCGAACACCAAACGUGUUUGCUUUUUUUUUUUCUUUAAGCAAUGGCUUUUUUCUGGCCACUCUUCCGUAAAGCCCAGCUCUGUGGAGUGUACGGCUUAAAGUGGUCCUAUGGACAGAUACUCUAAUCUCCGCUGUGGAGCUUUGCAGCUCCUUCAGGGUUAUCUUUGGUCUCUUUGAUGCCUCUCUGAUUAAUGCCCUCCUUGCCUGGUCCGUGAGUUAUGGUGGGCUGCCCUCUAGGUUUGUUGUGGUGCCAUAUUCUUUCAAUUUUUUAAUAAUGGAUUUAAAGGUGCUCCAUGGGAUGUUCAACGUUUCUGAUAUUUUUUUAUAACCCAACCCUGAUCUGUACUUCUCCACAACUUUGUCCUUGACCUGUUUGGAGAGCUCCUUGGUCUGCAUGGUGCCGCUUGCUUGGUGGUGCCCCUUGCUUAGUGGUGUUGCAGACUUUCAGAACAGGUGUAUAUAUACUGAGAUCAUGUGACAGAUCAUGUGACACUUAGAUUGCACACAGAUGGACUUUAUUUAACUAAUUAUGUGACUUCUGAAGGUAAUUGGUUGCACCAGAUCUUAAUUAGGGGCUUCAUAGCAAAGAGGGUGAAUACAUAUGCACGCACCACUUUUCUGUUAUUGAUUUUUUUGAAACAAGUACAUUUUUUCAUUUCACUUCACCAAUUUGGACUAUUUUGUGUAUGUCCAUUACAUGAAAUCCAAAUAAAAAUCAAUUUAAAUUACAGGUUGUAAUGCAACAAAAUAAGAGAAAACGCCAAGGGGGAUGAAUACUUUUGCAAGGCACUGUAUGUGGAGGAAGAAUGGUUCCAAGUACAAACCAUAUUCUGCUGUCUGAUGGCUCAGCAAUUGAACCUGACGAGAGUGAGGAUGAAUUACCUGUCGUGGCAGGUGUGGGGUCAAGUCCGAGCCUCUCCCCGAUGGUCAUGCAAAGGAUGAUUCGGGCCCAGUGGGAGUGACAUUUUUGGAGAAAGUGGAUCCCUGCCUUUUGGCUGAUCCAUAUGUAGUCUCAGGCUGGGUAGAAAAUAAGUUGGGUACUGUUAAAUUGGUAAAGGUAGCUCGAAGUGGACUUGUGAUGAUUUUCUGUGUUUAUUCCAUCCAAAGGGAGCGGGUGCUUUGCGUCACGCACCUAGGGACAAUUUCUGUGACUUGCUUUACUCUCCGGAGCAGGGCGCCUUUGAAAGAAGUGAUUACUGGGGUGGUUUUAAGUGUUGAAGUGGAGCAACUGAAAUGGAAGAUUCCCUGUGUCUGUGAUGCUCGCCACUUGGUGUACCGCAGACCCGGUGGCGAGUGUGGUGAAACUGAGAAGACACUGUCUGUUCUUUUGAGUUUUGAAGCAUAGUCUUUACCUGAUAAAGUAAUGUUAAGGUAUGUCAGUUAUCCCGUGAGAGCUUGUGUGCCGAACCCUCUAAGGUGCCAAGCUUAUGGUCAUGUUGCAUCAGUGUGUAGGAGGGAGAUUCCGAGAUGUGAGAAGUGUGCAGGAGGGCAUGGGACAAAGGAAUGUGUAGUAUCAUUGGGGAAAAAAACGUUGUGUCAAUUGUGUGGAUGCCCAUGUUGCUGGGGAUCAGAAGUGCCUGGUGCAAGGGAGACAGGUUGAGGUUGCCAGGGUCAGAGUAGAACUGAAGGUGUUGUAUGCUGAGGCAGUCACCCUGGUGUGAUCAGUUAGGGUUAAAGUAGUGGAAUGGGGUGGUGAUUUAAAUGUUAAUGAAAUAGUGGUAUAUAGGUGUUAGUUGGUGGUGUAACUUUUUCCUUUUGCCCCUUCCUUUUUAUUUUUGUACACAAAAUGUAACGUGAUCGAUCACACACUACCGCACAGUAGGUGGCGGCAUGCACAAACAAAGUGGGGACAGGGAGGUCUUCAGGCCGAGAGAGAAGGGAGGAAAGUGUAGUCACAAGGCUGAGACUGGGACACACAAGAAUAAAUAGUACAUUGAAAGUGGUGGGGAAACAUCCGACUGGGAGGUGUGAUCAUUGUCAGGAGGAGAUGGAGACAGUGGAACAUGUUCUAUUUCAGUGCCAGAAAUAUGUGUGAGAAAAGGAGUGAUUGUUAUUAGAUUUGAGGAGUAAUUGGGUUGAAGAGCCAGGAAUAAGUGAACUGCUGGAGAAAUCUUCAGGGGUUGUAGUAUUUAAUUAUGGAUUUCGUUUCGUUAGGGAGACGAGAUUAUUGGGUAGGAUUUAGACCGUCACUGUCUCUGGUCCACACUCCAGUCCAGUUGGUGGCGGUAACGCACCUGAAAGUUGGUUGCCAACCGCCAUAUAACAUCCACAGAAGAAGAAGAAGAAGAAGAAGAAAAACGCACAAACAAAAUAUGCGAACGCUAUGAUACCAAAAAAGAAGAAGGGAGUUCUUGUUUAUGGACGCACAUGAUUUGGUUGAAAUGUUUGAAUAAUGGUCUGGUUUAGUCGUACUUUUCUUCAUACAAACAUCUAUUCAACAUGAACAUAGCAGAAAGUGGAGCAGUAGGCGAUGCCAUUACAGUGCACGAUUUCUCCGAGAAGAUUCUGGAGCAAACGGUUCACUUUCACGUCAUGAAACUCAAUGGGGGAUUUUUCCUUUGGGUGGGCUCGAAACCUGUUUUGUCCAACUUGGCUGUUUCAAUGGACAGUAAAUUUGUGAGUAGCCUCCUGAAAAUAUAUUGUUUCAAAGCAGACUAGCUAAUAGAGAUGGGUUGUUAGCUAGCUUCACCGUGUAAUGUUGUUAGCUAACUACUGUAACGUUAUUCUCGGCUCAUGGCGCUAUGUCCUAUUUGUAAUAUAGCUAAACUAUCUGUGUGUUUUAUAUAUAUAUUCAGGAUUCGAUGCCGCUGUCUACGUUAGUCCUGGGGGACUCAUCGGACACCACUCCAAAUUCAUUGGCGCAGAGAUUGAGUAAGCACCCUUUCAUCCUGUCAAUAUCCUAUCUUUCUCAUGAGGAUUGGCUGUAUCAGAGAGGAAGAGGCGAGGCAAGAGGUUUUACUCUGCUCCAAAUCAGUCCACGAAAAUAAGACCACUAAGUGAGGAAUUUUUGUAUGGAGGACAAUGUGUGUCGAAUGUGUGUCGAAAAAUGUAAUAGCUAAUUUGCUACGUGAGGCUUAUUUGAUCAAAUAAAAGUUUCGUAAUGGUUAGGUUGACAUGAAUGUACUGAUUUAAAUGGACCCACGUGGAAUUUUGCCAACUGACUCCAAAACAAUUUUAUAUCAGCAUUGUGCCUGUUGUCAUAUAAAUAGAUAGCUGUCACAGACGCUAUAAUGGCACAGAUACAAAGAUGAGUCCUCUUAUCUAUCGCUAUGAGAGAGGGAGAGAGAUUUUCUGAAUUUUAACGCUAAACUUAAAGGGAUACUAGGAAAUUAUUUUUUUGUGCAAGGGUGCCAAUAUAUUUGGCCGCAUCAGUAUGUACAGGAUUUCAUGUCUGUAGCUCAAACGGGACAGAAGAUAUGGUUGUUCAAAGUUUUCAGUUGAUACUAUAGCGCCCCCCUUGGCCCAAUUAGUGUAACUUUGUAAAUGCCGGAUCUCUGGCAAGACUCAUCAUUCACCCACGUUUUGUCAAAAUCAGGCCAGUGGUGUCUGAGAUCACGUGUGACUUACAUAUGUACUAACGUGUACAUAUGAAUGGAGGGAGACAGAUCGAUAGUCCCCCUCGAUUUCAUUGUGGGGUACAACAAACCAUCUAUUCAUCCACACUCACACAUAAAUGCACACAGUCUGUGUAUGUCAUGAAUUUCUAGAUUUUGGUAAUUGCUGAGUUAGUUUGUUCAAACUCAUCCAAGUAAAGAAGGGGAAGCUAGAUAUUUGAUCCCUGAUGCCUCUAUUGUUACACAACACGAGGCUACUAACAUCAAAAUGACGUGAUGCCAAUUUUAGGCUGCCACAACUGUUUUUACAGUCAAAUCUGUCUAACCAUCAUUUAUACAGUGAUUUAGUUGAUGGCUAUAUGUUAUUCAGAACAAUGACCGAAAGCUAGACGCUUAAACCACUAACCAGUAUUAUGCUUUAUUGUUGGUGUCAGUUUUUCACAAUCUGAAACAUCACUAACCCAGCUGUCCUCCGUCUCCUUUGUGUUCCAGCUAAAAGGACUAAGAAACAGGUGUAUGUGAGCUACAGCCUGCCCAUGACUGACUCCAACCUGUCUCUGCUGGUAGAGAAGAGGAUAAAGAAAGAGAUGGAAGUUCACCCUGACAAGUUUUAACCUUUUACUAGUUUAAUUUGUUUUGUACCGAAAUAAUACAAGGGAAAGAAAAACAAAAUUACCUGUCUGGACUGUUCUGUAGAUUGCUGUUUUAGCACUCAUGAGUGAGAUCUAACCAGAGACGGUCUCUGUGUAGAAGCAGCAGACACACACACACACUAUAUUUUCUGUGCCCACUGCCCGCAAACUCCGUCUACAGACAUGUAUCACCUCCAAUAGUUCAUUUAUUUACAUAA
Molecule: messenger RNA, 12226 nt
Organism: Coregonus sp. 'balchen'
Lineage: Eukaryota; Metazoa; Chordata; Actinopteri; Salmoniformes; Salmonidae
Source: the annotation of a GenBank genome assembly